ACGAUGAUUUAGAAAAAGAUCCAGACUAUUCUGGUUCUGGUUUUGGUCCUGAUGACGAAGAUUCAUCAACAGAUCACCAUCAUAGACGUCCAAGCAUACAUACGCAAACUGGUAUUUCAAAACAAAAUACAAACGACAACGAUUAUAGCACCAGUAGAACCCAUCAAACAAAUAGUGGCACAAUCAUUGGUAGCGGCACUAGUGGCAAUUCAGGCAUCAUCAGUGGCAGUGGAAACACUGGCAUUAAUACAAUUGCUGAUAUCAAUAAAAAUUCAGGCACCAUACACGAGUUGGACACAAAUAAUAUAAAUAGCCUACCACCGGAUACUACAUUGAUUGAGCAUACAACCGGCAACGAAGUUUCGAUCAUGAGUGACGACGAACGAGCGACGAGCUUCUUUGCUCAGCCUGGUAUUUUAGCCGCUGUUAUCGGCGGUGCUGUUGUUGGUUUACUCUGUGCCAUACUCGUAGUCAUGUUUAUUGUCUACCGUAUGAGAAAAAAAGAUGAAGGAUCCUAUGCUCUGGAUGAACCAAAACGUUCACCGGCUGUCAAUUCCUACGCGAAAAAUGCGAAUAAUCGAGAGUUCUAUGCCUGAGAUAUCUCCCCACGGUACUAAACGUUAAGCAAAGAAUUACCAAUAUAAUUUAUAUACAACAACAACAACAACAACAUGCAGCAAGCAAUAGAAACAAAAUGGCAGCAGCAACAAAAUUAUAAAAAAAUUAUAACUUAAACUUAUAGCAAAAAAAAAAGGAUAAAGAAUGAGAAAAGGAAUCAGAAAAAAGAGAAAACAAUAUAUGAUGUGAACGGUGCAGAGAAAAAAAAAUUUGAUAUUCAAUUUACAAUUUAUAGCAACAACAACACAACAACAAAUAUUAAAUGUCAAUAAAUUAAAAAAACAUUUACAAUGCCCUACACCACAAACAAACAAACACACAUACACACAUACUCACAGUAAGCCUUCGUACACAAAAGUUACUCACCGUGAACUUCAAAUACGCAGUAGUAAGUUUUGAUCGUUGAUCAUUUAACGAUCAUAAAAUACAUAUAAAAACACUAAAUAAUUUUCUAUAUGAGCGUCGACUGUUCAUUUAAGCAUAAAUGAAAAAAAUUAUUAUGUACUAAAAACUACAUACUCAUAUAUACGCGAAAGUAGAAAAAUAUAAAAAAUUUUCUGAAC
Messenger RNA from Teleopsis dalmanni, 1181 nucleotides. Its product is annotated as syndecan-like. Gene Ontology annotation, biological process: cell migration. The transcript is spliced from 3 exons. Bases 369 to 596 code for a protein of 75 amino acids. Gene Ontology annotation, cellular component: membrane; cell surface. The record is from RefSeq and is a predicted model, not a curated record. NCBI's taxonomy places the organism in Eukaryota, Metazoa, Arthropoda, Insecta, Diptera, Diopsidae.